AUGGGCUCCAUCGGAAACGUUGAGGUCCUGGAUGCGCUGAUUGUUGGCGCCGGCUUCGGCGGCGUCUAUCAACUCAAAAACCUUCGGGACAAUGGGUACAAGGUGAAGCUCGUUGACUUUUCAUCCGAUUUUGGUGGUGUUUGGUACUGGAAUCGAUACCCCGGUGCCCGAGUCGACAGUACUGUGCCACACUAUGAGUUCUCCGAUCCUGAGCUGUGGAAGAAUUGGAACUGGAAGCAACGCUUCCCUGGUAGCCAGGAGCUGCGCGAGUACUUCUCCUACGUGGCAGACAAAUGGGAUUUGAGAAAGGACACCGAAUUCAACACAUUCAUCUCCAAGGCAGAGUUUAAUGAGCAAACAAAUAUGUGGCAUAUCACAAGCAAGUCCGGCAAAGAGUUCUACGCCCGAUACUUCCUGCUCAACACUGGCUUCUCAGCCAAGAGACACACCCCUGACUGGAAGGGUAUCGACAAGUUCAAGGGCACAUGGGUCCACCCCUCAUUCUGGCCGAAGGAAGAGCCCGAUCUGCGCGGCAAGAAGGUCGCCGUCAUCGGCACCGGCGCCACAGGUCUACAGCUUUCCCAGGAGCUCAGCCAGGUAGCGAAGGAAUUCGUGGUCUUCCAACGAACCCCGAACCUGGCCCUGCCAAUGUACCAAGUAAACUACAAAGAAGGAGAGCAAAACGUUCCCCGAGAGAAAUACCCCGAACUAUUCGCCGGCCGCCGCGAAAGUUUCGCCGGCUUCAACUUCAACUUCACCCCUCGCUCCACAUUCGACGACACCCCCGAGCAACGCAAACAACACUACCAGAAACUCUGGGACCACGGCGACUUCCACUACUACCUCGCCAACUACCAAGACAUGCUCUUCGACGACGCCGCCAACAAAGAAGCCUACAAUUUCUGGAAACAGAAAGUCCGAGCCCGCAUCAACGACCCGAACCUUCACGAACUCCUCGCCCCCGAACACCAACCCCACAGUUUCGGCUGCAAGCGCGUUUCCCUAGAAAACGGCUUCUACGAAAUCUUCAACCAGCCCAAUGUCUCCCUCGUCGACACAAAAUCCACCCCCAUCGUCGAGGUCACCGAGCGCGGAAUCCGCACGACAGAGAAAGAAUGGGACUUUGACUACAUCGUCUGCGCUACGGGCUUCGAUGCCGUCACUGGCGGGCUUCUGCAGAUCGAUAUUACCGGAAAGGGAGGCCAGCCACUCUCCAGCAAGUGGAAGAAUGGCACCAAGACGUAUCUCGGUAUGGCGGUCUCCGGGUUCCCGAAUAUGUUCUUCACAUAUGGGCCUCAGGCGCCUACAGCGCUGUGCAAUGGGCCGACGUGUGCUGAGUACCAGGGUGAUUAUAUCAUUGGGAUGAUGAACCACAUGCGGAAAGCGGGUCUGCAACAUAUCGGGGCUCGGGGCGAGGAGGAGCAGCAGUGGGGUGAGCAGAUUCGCAAGUUUGCGUAUGCUUCUUUGUUGCCCAAGACGGACUCGUGGUAUAUGGGAACGAAUAUUCCUGGGAAGAUCCGCGAGCCUCUUAUUUACUUGGGUGGUGUGCCGAAUUAUUACAAAGAGCUGGAGCGAUCUCGUGAAGGAGGGUUUGUUGAGUUCGAUUUAUCCUAA
Messenger RNA from Penicillium paradoxum, 1614 nucleotides. RefSeq names its product flavin-containing monooxygenase. NCBI's taxonomy places the organism in Eukaryota, Fungi, Ascomycota, Eurotiomycetes, Eurotiales, Aspergillaceae. Gene Ontology annotation, molecular function: N,N-dimethylaniline monooxygenase activity; flavin adenine dinucleotide binding; NADP binding. The record is from RefSeq and is a predicted model, not a curated record. The coding region runs from base 1 to 1614 and encodes 537 amino acids. The transcript is spliced from 2 exons.